Clarias gariepinus (North African catfish) is the source of this 1001-nucleotide messenger RNA. Its product is annotated as mannose-P-dolichol utilization defect 1 protein-like. The record is from RefSeq and is a predicted model, not a curated record. Gene Ontology annotation, biological process: oligosaccharide biosynthetic process. The coding region runs from base 127 to 870 and encodes 247 amino acids. The transcript is spliced from 7 exons. NCBI's taxonomy places the organism in Eukaryota, Metazoa, Chordata, Actinopteri, Siluriformes, Clariidae.
AGACGGAGUUUUGUGUGCUUUUAUAAGGGGGGUCGGGGGGGGGGAGUUAAACAUUACGCAACAUCUCAGCAUUCCACGUAACACACACACACACACACACACACACAUAAGUACAUACCUGUAGCCAUGGCAGAAGAGCAGAUUUCUCCUCUGAAGGAUUUUCUAACUACUUACAUCAUGCCGGAAAAGUGUUAUGAGCAUCUGAUCCUCAGACUGAACCUGACACACGGUCCGUGUGUGAAGGUUGUGCUGAGUAAGAUCUUGAGCGUGUGGAUGCUGGGAGAACUCAUAGCGCCGGUGCUGCAGGUCCGAGUGGUGGUGCAGGGGGGCAGUGCUGAGGGUCUCAAUUUGGUGUCUGUGGUCCUGCAGCUGUUCGCAGUCUCGACUCACACAGCGGCCUGUAUCCUGCACAAAUUCCCCAUCGGGGCUUAUGGUGAGAGUGUGUUUGUGUUGCUUCAGUUGUUGCUGCUGGUUUUCCUUAUCCAGUAUUACAAACGGAACAUCAUCUCAGGUUUGGUUCUCCUUGGUGUGUAUUGUGGUGUGAUGUACUUGUUGACCUCAGCCCUUAUCUCGGAGGCUGUUGUCAUGGCGAUGCAGGAGUGGAGUGUACUGAUGGUCCUCACCAGCCGGUUGAUCCAGGCAGGCUGUAAUCUCCACACUCGGUCCACCGGGCAGCUCUCUGGUGCAAGUGUGUUUUUGGUGUUUCUGGCUUCUUUGGGACGUGCCUUUCGAUCCACGCAGGAGUCUCACUCGCUCCACUCUCUGGCCUGUGUCCUGUCCUCCUGCUGCUCUCUGCUGCUCCUCAUCCAAAUACAGAUUUACCAAAAAUCAACAAGCAGAGAGACAACAAAAAGGAAGAAAGAGGAAUAGAGAGAGAGAUCAUGAUCAAUGAAACACAAUGUACCUGACUGUCCUCAGCUGUUCAGUGUGCUGUUAACUGUUACUUCUGUUAAAAUACCUCACGCCUUACAUUUAAAAAUAAAAUAAUAAAACAAUAAUAA